This is a messenger RNA of Physella acuta, 971 nucleotides long. Its product is annotated as glycerophosphocholine cholinephosphodiesterase ENPP6-like. The record is from RefSeq and is a predicted model, not a curated record. Lineage: Eukaryota; Metazoa; Mollusca; Gastropoda; Physidae.
AGAUGAUAGCUCGCGCUUUGUUUCUUCUGGCCUGGAUCACGUGGUCUUGUGUAGAGCUCAAACCGUUGCAGUCCCAGAAACUUCUCGUUGUUCUCUUAGAUGGUGUCAGGUGGGACUACGUGGACAAGUUUGACAUGAAGAGUUUGAAGCGCAUUCAUACACUUGGUGCAAGAGCUGGCUACAUGAAAAGUGACUACCCUACCCUCUCCUUCCCGAACUACUACACUAUUAUGACAGGUCUUCACACAGAAAGCCACGGUAUAACAGGCAACUUCAUGUAUGAUGACGUCAAACACGAGGCUUUCCUCAAUGGCAUCAACAAAGACUCCUUCAAGGCCCACUGGUGGGACGGUGGGGAGCCUCUAUGGGUUACAGCUGUUUUACAGAAGAAAAGCAGCUACAUGUUCUAUUGGCCGGGGUGUGAGGUGACCAUCACACCAACCUACUGUCGUAACUUUACAUACGAGCAGACGUUGGAAGACUUCCAGGAUGCUCUAGACGAGAGCCUGCAACUGCUGACCACUGGAACAACGGACUUGGCAGGUCACGUGUACUUGGGCUCAUUCACACCUCACGUGUACACCCUACUAAAGACGUUUAGCCCUCACAUGAAAGUCUACAAAAAGUCGGACAUUCCCAGCAGGUUUUUCUACAAGCAUGGAAAGCAUGUCUCCCCUCUCACAUGUGUGGCUGACCUGGGAUGGACCAUAAUUCAUCCUUUCUCCGGUUUCCCAACGAAGAAGAACUCCACAUUUGUCGCCAGUCACGGGUACGACAACAAUCAAGCAGACAUGAGGGGAAUAUUUUAUGCUGUUGGACCAAGUUUCAAACCCCAGUCAACCGUGGACUACAUCAAUGCUGUCGACCCCUACAACAUCAUGUGUUCCAUUCUCGGACUCCGCCCCGCCCCAAAUAAUGGGUCAUCACUCAAGAUUAACCGACUCUUGAAAAAAAUCAAAAGUUCUAAUUGA